Messenger RNA from Xenia sp. Carnegie-2017, 2138 nucleotides. RefSeq lists its product as uncharacterized. NCBI's taxonomy places the organism in Eukaryota, Metazoa, Cnidaria, Anthozoa, Malacalcyonacea, Xeniidae. Bases 76 to 2094 code for a protein of 672 amino acids. The record is from RefSeq and is a predicted model, not a curated record. Gene Ontology annotation, molecular function: protein binding. The transcript is spliced from 2 exons.
CAUUCCCAUUUCUUUAUCAUCAAGCAAAAGCAUCAUGUAGUUGGUUGCGUCUUUAAUCUUUCUGAAUUUGUGAAGAUGGAGUCAAAAGAAGAAAGGAAUAACUACUACAUGCAGAAAAUACUUACAGAUGUCGUUGAAAAGAAACUUGCUGAUUUAUUUAUCCAAGAAUGGGACAAACAUUACAAAAAUUCUCUUGGACAAUGGGAAAAUACAAACGUUAGUGGUCAAAGGUUGUUCAAUAUUGAAAAAACAAAAAAGAAACCUCAUGACAAACAUAUUCUGCAAACUUUUCAAGAUGGUGACACCAGUAAGUGGGAUUGUACAACACUGUUCGCAGCAAUACUGUUUUCCAACUCAGUUGGAACAAAUCUUGACCCAAAAGUUAGAGAUGCAGUAAAUGAAAUUCGUAAUGUAAGAAACAAAUUGACCCAUGUAAAUAAAGGUAAAGUAUCUGAUACCGAAUUUCACAAAAUGGUUGGUGAUAUUGAAAAGUCACUUAAGUAUCUAGCAUUUUCAUUCACUGAAAUUAAUGAAAUUAAAUGUCAACGAAACAAAUUUAAUUCAUUUCAAGUAAUUCCUUGCAAACCAAAUCACGAUGUGGUUAAACGUACAGAGUUACUUAAUCAAAUCACAGCAGAUCUCAAUAACUUGCGCAGUACUAACAAUAAUGAACUGACAUAUUACUAUAUUUCUGGUAAUCCUGGCAGUGGUAAAUCUCAAUUAGCCAGACAAAUUUGCGACAAAAUGUUUAACUCUGUUGACUGGGAAAAUAAAACUACAUUUGUGAUGACACUCGAAGGAAAAGAUGCUGACUCUCUCUUAAAAACUUAUAAUGAACUUUGUCAACGUUUGAACAUCAAUGAACAUUUUAUUGAAAAUAUUAUAAAAAAGAUAGAAAGCAGCGAAGACAGAAUCAAACAAUUUCAUUUCCUGCUGACACAAAAACUGAAAUCUUGGAAAAUAUGGUGGAUUGUUGUAGAUAACGUGGUUGAACUUGAUAAAAUUUAUCCAUUAUUACCUCAAGUUGGUGAUCAUAAUUGGAAGAAUGGACAAAUUAUAGUAACUGUUCAAAACACAGAUGCUAUACCACCAGAUGGAAAUCUAAACAAACACAUUUCAAUUAGUCAUGGUAUGAAUGAUAAAGAAUGUCGUCAGCUUCUAUCUGUCUAUACCGAUAUUCAUAAUCAUGAUGAAGAGUUUUUGAAGAAUUUGUCAGAAAAAUUAGAUCGUCAACCAUUGGUCCUGGCAAGUGCUGCUUACUACGUAGGUAGUGUAAAAAGUGCAAAUUUGGAAUUCACGUGGGAGCAAUAUUUCCAUAAGUUGAAUGAAGGAGAGCGACAAAGCAUGGAUGCCACAUUUCAAAAGAUCAAUAAAGCAUAUUCUGGAGGUAAAUCAACUUUAUUGAAAACUGUUGAGUUGGCAGUACAAAAAAGUGUCCAAGAAUCCAUAGUAAUGGAAAAAUUUUUUAGUCUUUUCUCGAUAAUAUCUUUCGAUCCGUUGCCACAAGAUAUUAUCAUACAAUUUAUUAAAAGCAUUGAUCCACAUAAGUCAGCAGAAGAUAUAUGCCUUCAAUUAAAGCAUUGUUCGUUAAUUCUUCAAUCGGAAAACAACGACAUCCGCCUGCAUCGCGUUGUACAUGAAGCCAUCAUAAAUUAUCAAUCUUGGCAGACUUCUUGCAGUAAACAAAAAGCAAAAAAUUCGACUAAGAUGUCUUUACUUGCGUAUCAAGUCGCUUGGGCACUCUAUCACUUUAAAGACAGAGAAGAUGAAAUUAAAAUAACUCCGCAUCUUACUAAAUUUAUAAACCAUUCGUCAUUUAAGCACUUUCAUAAUAAGUUGAUCAAGGAGAAAUCGUUAUUUUUUUUCUAUAGAAAACAAAUACUUGAUAAAAAAAAUUUGAAAAUUGCCAAUUACUUUGUAAAUGUAUUAGAAAAAUUUUGCAACUAUAAACAAGCCAUCAAUGUACUUAAGGAUAUAAUAACAAUUCAAACUAGAGCUUUAGGCGUCAAUCAUGUUGACGUUUCAUAUUCGUACAAUGAGCUGGGUCAGUUGUUUCGGAAGAAUGGAGAAUACGAAAGCAAAAGAUUUUCAUGAACGAGCGAUGAAAAUUCAAACAAAAGCAAUUGGACCUGACCAUG